AUGGCGGCCACCCUCAGGCUCAGGAUCCUCGCCGCGGCAGCCGCCGUCGUGGCCUCGUCGCUCGUCGGCGUCGCCACCGCGUCCGAGGCGGCGCCAGCUCCCGGCCCUGCCAGCCCCAGCACCGGGGCCGCCGCCGCCGUGACUGCUGGUCCGGCGCUCGCUAUCGGCACGUUCGCCGUGGCCGCCGUUGGGUACCUCUUCAGCUGA
Miscanthus lutarioriparius is the source of this 207-nucleotide messenger RNA. The record is from the annotation of a GenBank genome assembly. Lineage: Eukaryota; Viridiplantae; Streptophyta; Magnoliopsida; Poales; Poaceae.